Messenger RNA from Syngnathoides biaculeatus (alligator pipefish), 757 nucleotides. Its product is annotated as cytochrome c oxidase subunit 5A, mitochondrial-like. The transcript is spliced from 5 exons. The coding region runs from base 217 to 636 and encodes 139 amino acids. Gene Ontology annotation, biological process: mitochondrial electron transport, cytochrome c to oxygen. Lineage: Eukaryota; Metazoa; Chordata; Actinopteri; Syngnathiformes; Syngnathidae. Gene Ontology annotation, cellular component: mitochondrial inner membrane. The record is from RefSeq and is a predicted model, not a curated record.
AAUCGCAGACAGUACCGUAUUUGCACUCUUGUGAAAUCAUAUUUUAGAGCGCCCCCAUAGUGGCAGAAUUUAAUGCUCAAUGAGCCAGUGACGGAGCGACUUCGAGCACUUCGGCCUUUCCCGUUUAUCACGUGACGCUCCGUCGUGUUUUCCCGGGGUCCUCGCUCCUUUCGCUCCACACGCUCACAUUUAGCACUUAGCAUCCGCCUCUGCGCUAUGUUGCACACCGUGUUCCGGCUCUCGGCCACAGGCGCCCGGACCUUGGCAACCCGGUUCCGACCCGGCCCCACAGCUUCCAGAUGUUAUUCCCAUGCCAAAGUGGAGUCGGAUGAGGAGUUUGAUGCCCGCUGGGUGACCUACUUCAACAAGCCUGACAUCGAUGCCUGGGAGCUGAAGAAAGGAAUGAACACCUUGAUUGGUUACGACCUGGUACCCGAGGCCAAGAUCCUGGAUUCGGCUCUUAGGGCGUGCCGGAGACUCAACGACUUGGCGAGCGCCAUCCGUAUCCUGGAGGCCGUCAAAGACAAAGCAGGCCCUCACAGAGAAAUCUAUCCAUACUUGAUCCAGGAACUGAAGCCUACACUAGAGGAACUUGGUAUCUCCACGCCGGAGGAGCUCGGCAUUGACAAGCUAUAACAGGAAUAGGUAUGUGGAAAGAUAAACUCCCAUCAUUUUUCUUCUGUCAAAAAUGUUGAUUGAUCUCAUACUGUCCUAUUAUGUACAAAUUGGUGGAGCGAAUAAACAAAUGCUGUCAGAA